AAACUCACACCAUUCCUCUUAUUUCUCUCCAUGUCACAAAACUAAGCAACUAUACUCACUCUCUCAACACACACACACACAUCUCAACUACCACCGCAUCUCCGCCAUGUCCGCCGCCCUAGAGUGCUGGUCAAGCCGCGCCAGCACCGACGAAGACAUGGUCGAACAAGUCCUCAUGCGAACUCAACACAGAUCCGAGUCUCUAAACGAUGCCGUACUGUCGUCUGCUGUUUCUCCCGGCGGCGCUGCCGGAUUUAAGGAGACGUCGGCGAUGCAGAAAAGGAUUCAGAGGCUGAGUCGGAACGUGUCGGAGGCGAUUGCGUCGCUGAAGAACUCGUUGAAUUUGGAUUCCCCGGGGCCGUCGGGUCGGGUUGAGAAUUGCAGGAAGAAUGUGUGGGCCGGAGUUGUGAGGAACUUGACUCAGCUUUAUCCUGGUAGUCAGCUGCCCGAGAAACUAGUUUCGAAUAUUCGAAAGCAUUACGAUUCUUUGCCUCUUAGUUAUGCGCAAGCUGGAUUUGAAAUGAAGGAUGUGUUUUUGCAUAUUAAGUUGAUAGAGCAGGCAUCUGUGCAAGAUCAUCCAGCAAUUCUGAUACAAGAGGUGUCUGAUGAUGAAGUUCAAGGGUCUGUGUUCAAGCUUGUAUUUGCUUGUACUUCUUCGCUUUCGUGGCCGACUAUGUCUGGUGCUUUGGAUAAUGCUUCGAUUUGUUGUAAGAAGAUACAGAUCUUUGAGAAGAAGGGUUUUACUUUAGGGAUAGUUCUUGUGUUGGUGCAGUCUGGUCAGGAAAAGUUGUUUAAGAAUCGGAUUGAUAGUGCGUUGAAACUGGGAUUAAAGAAGCCGAAGAAUAGUGGGAUGAAGCUUCCAUUUGGGUUAUGUGGGUGUCAAGAAGAGAGUACUAGGGGAAGAGAGCUUGGAGUUGGAGAGGUUGACGAGGAUUCUGGGGAAAGUAGGAAUGGGAGUGAGAAUUCAAACUCAAGGGUGCAGCUUCAAUUGCCUUUGUCAAAUUCGGCUUUUGUGGUUUCAGUUGACGAGUGGCAAACUGUGGAAUCUGGAGGGGAUGAAAUUGGUAGAUGGUUGCUGAACCCUGAUAAUCUUGAGUUUAUGGAUCAGAUUGGAUCCAGCACAUACAAGGGACUUUACAAGGGUAAAAAGGUUGGAAUUGAGAAGCUUAAAGGGUGUGAUAAGGGAAAUUCGUACGAGUUUGAAAUUAGAAAGGAUCUUUUAGAGUUAAUGACAUGUGGGCAUAAGAAUAUCUUGCAAUUCUGUGGAGUAUGCAUUGAUGAUAAUCAUGGGUUAUGCGUUGUGACCAAAUUGAUGGAAGGUGGAUCAGUUCACGAUCUUAUGCUUAGGAAUAAAAAACUUCAGAAUAAAGAAAUUGUUAGGAUCGCUGCUGAUGUAGCGGAAGGAAUCAAGUUCAUGAAUGAUCAUGGUGUUGCAUACAGAGAUCUGAACACACAUAGGAUUCUGUUGGAUCGACAUGGAAAUGCUUGCUUGGGAGAUAUGGGAGUAGUGGCGGCUUGUAAAAGUGUUACUGAAGCCAUGGAGUAUGAAACUGAUGGUUACAGGUGGCUAGCCCCUGAGAUCAUUGCAGGUGACCCAGAAAGUGUAACAGAAACAUGGAUGAGUAAUGUAUAUAGCUAUGGGAUGAUAGUAUGGGAGAUGGUGACUGGUGAGGUUGCUUAUUCUGCAUAUUCGCCCGUGCAGGCUGCUGUUGAGAUAGCUGCUUGUGGACUUAGACCUGACAUCCCAAAAGACUGCCCACAACUCCUGAGAGCGCUGAUGUCGAAAUGUUGGAACAACUGUCCUUCAAAACGUCCUCAUUUUUCAGAUAUUCUAUCAAUAUUGACACGCCCCGUAAACAAUGGGAACAACACUAAUAGGUAAAAUAUAAACAUUAUCCUCGCGCACUAGUUUGAGGGUUAAAAAGUUGUUUUUGUACAAAAGGCAUUAUGUAUCUCUGAGCUUAUUUUAUCCCACAUUUCUGAUGUUGAUCUACAAUGUUCAGUCUUCUCAGCAGAAAUUUAAAUAUAAUAGCCUUCCUGUGAUUUCUAGUCAGUCUCCCAUACCUCCUCUCACUUGCAAGGGAAAAGGUGAUUAUAUUUACACAAGUAUAAACAUGAUAUGAAGAUGUGGCUAGUGGGGAACAAAUUUUGUGCUUUCCUGGUACGUGUUACCAUGAUGAAGGAUUAGGUAUUGUAUGAUUUUGUAAGAAUCAUUAAAAAGUUAGAUUAGGUAUCGUGUGAUGUUGUAUAUUGUAUCAAGAAUCAUAAAAAGUUAGGGAGAAAGUAGAAAGAUGCAAUUGAAGUAUAUGAUGUUUGUGUCCUAAUGGACCAGCAAGUUAGGAGUACUUUAUGGCUUUUGUAUAAGCAUGCACUUUUUGUUUC
Daucus carota subsp. sativus is the source of this 2382-nucleotide messenger RNA. Its product is annotated as serine/threonine-protein kinase STY46. Gene Ontology annotation, cellular component: cytoplasm. The record is from RefSeq and is a predicted model, not a curated record. The transcript is spliced from 3 exons. Bases 107 to 1882 code for a protein of 591 amino acids. NCBI's taxonomy places the organism in Eukaryota, Viridiplantae, Streptophyta, Magnoliopsida, Apiales, Apiaceae. Gene Ontology annotation, biological process: signal transduction; protein phosphorylation. Gene Ontology annotation, molecular function: ATP binding; protein kinase activity.